CGAUGAAGGUGUAGCAUAUGUUGAUCGAGGAUGAUUUUUAAAGCUUUUCGCCCGGCGUGUGCGCAGCGCGCCGACCCUGACGUUCACCAAACUGCGCGGGGCGGACGCGCAGAAGUUGGACGAGCUGUUCGGCGUGCAGGACUGCCUCAUCGAGAUCAACCCGGGCCGCGUGCUGCUGCCGCCCGACUACCAGCAGAUCGGCGAGCGCAUCAUGAACCUCACCGUGCACGCCGACGACACCUGGCUCGUCUCCUACCCGCGCACAGGUAGCACAUGGGCUCAAGAAAUGGUAUGGUGCAUUGGAAACGAUUUGAAUUUUGAAGGAGCAAAGCAAUUACAGCAACUCAGAUGCCCUCUUCUGGAGUUGACUGCAGUACUUGCCCACGACCAUGGAGAAUGGAUGGAGGACUUGGGAAAUUCAGUUAAUUUGGUAGAAAACAUGCCUGCUCCUCGGUAUAUAAAAACCCACUUACCUUGGGAACUCUUGCCCAUUGAACUGAAGGAGAAAAAGCCGAAGAUAGUGUAUGUGGCACGGAAUCCAAAAGACAUGUGUGUGUCAUAUUAUCAUUACUGCAAGUUAGUUCAUAAUCUACAGGGAUCAUUUGAAGACUUCUGUGAACUCUUCCUCAAGGAUCGAGCUCCUGUGGGACCCAUUUGGAACCACAUUCUCGGUUUCUGGAAGAGAAGGCAUGAACCAAAUAUUCUUUUCCUUACAUAUGAAGAUAUGAAAAAGGAUCAAGAAGGAGCUAUUCGCAAAACUGCAAAGUUUCUUGGGAAAGACCUUUCUGAUGCUGAAGUCACAGAACUUGCAAAUUACUUGAGUUUCAAUAACAUGAGAAAGAACCCAGCAGUUAAUUUGGAGCCAGUAAUUGAAAAGAAGAAUGGGCCUAAUUACAUGGAGAAGAAUCAGUUGUUUUUCAUCCGAAAGGGAGAAAUUGGAGAUUGGAAAAAUCACAUGUCACCAGAAAUAGCAGCAAAAUUUGAUGUUUGGACAGAAGAAAAUCUUAAAGGAACUGGUCUUAAAUUUUGAAAACUUUCCUCACUUUCUUUUAUGAAACAAAACAAAAAUGUGUGUAUGAGAAAAGCAAAAUUCAUGAGAAAAAAAGGACAAAACAUAAACAAAACAGCCCAAAAUCUACUGUACAGAAACUUUAUAAGUACAAAGGUGAAAAAGUUCAAAAGAAGGCCAUUCUUGUCACUAAUCCCAGUUAUUCACUUAGAUCAUAAAUUUCCAAGUGAAACGUAGCACUAAUAUUACAUUGUAUAUUCAUUUUUUUCAAAAAAGUUGAUUGUUGUAUUUUGUUAUUAAGUAGAUUUAGUGUAAUAAUUGUUAUGAUUAAUUCAAUAUCAAAAUAAAUUUAUAAUAAAAUUUGAA
Molecule: messenger RNA, 1375 nt
Organism: Gryllus bimaculatus (two-spotted cricket)
Lineage: Eukaryota; Metazoa; Arthropoda; Insecta; Orthoptera; Gryllidae
Source: the annotation of a GenBank genome assembly